GGCGGCCAUCUUGGAGGUGUCAGUGCGAGGCUGAGAGAGCGAACGGAGGGGUAAAGUGACGUGCAGAGCUGACGAGUGACCGAUGAGUGGGUGUGAGGGAGGGAGUGGAGGCAGCACCGGGCACCCCGGCUAAUGUGAGAGCGUUCUGUACAGGGUAAUGUUCCAGUCCAGACAUGCCUUAUGUGGAUCGUCAGAAUCGCAUUUGUGGCUUCCUGGACAUCGAGGAGCAUGAAAGCAGUGGCAAGUUUCUGCGGAGAUAUUUUAUCCUGGACACCAGCCUGAAUAGCCUGCUUUGGUACAUGGACAAUCCACAGAACCUUCCUGCAGGGUCCCCUUCUGUAGGGUGUCUUAAGCUCACAUAUAUUUCCAAGGUGAGCGAUGCCACCAAGCUCAGACCAAAGGCUGAAUUUUGUUUUGUAAUGAAUGCUGGCAUGAGAAAAUACUUCCUGCAAGCCAAUGAUCAGCAAGAUUUAGUAGAAUGGGUUAAUGUCCUUAAUAAAGCAACCAAAAUUACAGUACCAAAAUCUUGUGACCAACCAUGCCCUGCAGACAGCACGCAGAACCAGCUUGAAUAUACUGGCAGUAAAAAACAGAUCUCUUACAAGACUGAAAUAGUGGGUGGUGUUCCCAUUAUCACCCCCACACAGCAAGAACUCAGUGAAUGUGCCAACACUGGUGACAAAGGCAACCUAAAACGCAGCCAAAGCCAGCUCCCAUCUCCCCCUUAUCGGUUAUCGGAGGGCGGCGUGAUAAAAGCCGGAUACUGUGUUAAACAGGGGGCUGUGAUGAAGAACUGGAAAAGAAGAUUCUUUCUCCUAGAUGAGAAUACAAUAGGAUACUUCAAAUCUGAAUCGGACCGGGAGCCACUGCGAGUGAUACAACUGAGAGAGGUGCAGAAAGUACAGGAGUGCAAGCAGGGUGACAUCAUGAUGAGGGACAAUUUGUUUGAAAUUGUAACAAGCUCACGUACAUUUUUUGUACAGGCUGACAGUCCAGAAGAAAUGCACAGCUGGAUCCGAGCCGUAUCUGGUGCUAUUGUGGCACAGCGUGGGCCAGCCAGAUCAGCAGCUUCUGAGGCCCCCCCCUCAUAUUCCGAGCACAGCUCCUCUUUUCGCUCCUUCAGUCACCCUCACUCGGCCGCCCGACUUCAGCACUCUGACCCCGGGCCACCAUAUCGGGAUAGGGAUGAAUCUAGCACCUUUACCAAGGCCCAACCAGGAUAUCCCAAGAUCACGACUGUCUCUCCAGGAAACCAGACUAGCAAAAUGAUCCCUUUUUUGUCCAAUACCCCAUCCAUUGUUCUGCCAGAUAUGGGUGUUGAUAUAGACGAUGCCAGCCUGCCAGUAACUGAUGUCUGAGGUCAUUGUUGGACUGUAUCUGGACUAGCUAUGAUUUCAUCCCUAGUUUCCAACUGUGUGUGUAUAACAUGCAUCUACUCUCCUGCUAUGCACUCUUGGACCAGUAGCAAGAGAUUCACCGCAUCAGUUGGACUAUGCACCUUGGUGACUAGCAUAACAUAAACACAUUCCUAAGUUGGGAAGUUUGUUCCCCUCCUACAGCCAACAUGGGGAAAGUGUGACCAUUGUUUUCUAAUACCUUAUUAAGGAACUGUUUGAUUCUGUUCAUACGAGUGUGCCAUGUUCGGUGUGGAGUGCCUUGUUGCCCUUAUAGAAAUUGUAUUUGCUCAGCUGUGCAAGCUGUAGCUCUGGCCUAUAUAAUAGUGUUGCACAACUGGUGCAGAUGCCUGAGCAAGACACGUCAUUUUGUGUUUUAACUGGUAGUACUAAAACAGUAUUUUAAUUUUAACAAGUGGUCCAAUACUGCAAAGCAAUAAAGCCCUCACAAGAUUUCUGGACCACUGUAGGUGAAUUCUUGCCACCAUUUCGGGACUCCUAAUGUAAUUUGCUGCCAGUGCCACUAAUAGGGGAAAGUGCUGUUUUCCAGAAAUGGGAAUGGAGUUUACGUUUUUUUUUUAUGUAUUGCCUACUUGAUGUCAGUUUUUUUUAUAGAGUGUGAUCCCACUUUAGGCUUUAUACACACUGGUUGCAAUAAGUGUGGGUGUAUUUUUCUGACAUUGCUUAGUCCUGACCAAAUUGCCCUUGAAUAAACUUCAGAUUUCAUUAGUUUUUCACUAUAUAGUUAAAGUGGAAGGAAGGGCAGUACAGUGAUCCAUCUGUUAAACCUUGUCCUCCCUCUCCUAUUCUAAUUUCUGCAUUCUGUUCGUAUAAUUUUUCCCAAGCAGUCAAUUGACCGCGACUCUUCAGUUCGAUGGAGUGGCUGGUGGGCAUGAACUCUUUCAAGCCCUGUAGUGCCUUAGAGCUGAGGUUGCUGGUGGAAUGACAUUGCAGCUCUAUGAUUUUAGCACCUUUGUCGGCUUUGCUAGAACAGAUGCAAGCUGGAGGUUUGCGGUCAUGUAACCACUUGGAAAAAGUAGGAAAAAAGUGUAUUGCAUUGAGAUUUAUCACUAAGUGAAUGCAAGAAGUAGAAAAGCCGUAAGCAGGCAACAUUUAAAAGGUGAGUGCACUGUAUUGCCUUUCCUUCUACUUUCAAAGCAAUCUACGUUAAAAGAAUAUUAAGAUUCCUAUUCCUAAUCUCUCCUCCUGAAAAUGCUAUUUGCUUGGCUGUGGAUUGUGAUUGAGCAGCUUCAGUACUUUGAGACACUGACUAAGAACGGGUAUGCAUUCAUUCUUCCCUAUUUACUUAGUAAUUAAUAUGCUUGUUCCAGGUCAAUGAGUCAGAAAGUACUGAAGGUCCUGAAUGGUCAACAAGUAUUUGUGGAAGGAGGCAAGCAGUGGAAGCUCCUUUAUUUAAGUUUUUGGUAUUCCUUGACAUAUGGUAAUAAAAAGGAAAAACAAUUGUUUCAUACAAUAACCAUUUAGAUAUUACUUUUUUGUUUUACCUUACUGCACUGAACUAUGGCAAUUGGGAUCUGGUAACUAUCCUUCCCUAAGCUAAUAUAUACUGAUCUCUGUGGUCAUAUAAAAGACAAUUGUCACAUAUGUUUAUAUAGGCUGCAACACUUUUGGCACUAACUCUUUGUAGAUCGUUGUAAUUGAACAAUAAAGGCCUUGUACAUAUGGUUGUAUGAUAGCAGUGUGUUUAAUUUUUUACAAAGCGUUUUCAUAGCUUUCAGCCAGAUUGAAGUAGCUUUGUUGAAAUCUUUGAAGAGCCCUUUAGCUCCAGUUUGGCAUUAAACCGCAUCCAUGAUAUCCCCAGGUGGCUCUAGGGCAGCCUGUGCACAACCUAUAUAAGUGCAGCGCUCUAGGAUGCCAUCAAAUACACUCACUGCAACCAAUGUGUAUGGGGCCUUGCUCUCACUGUGCCUGUUGUAAAGCUCUUGGUUUAUCAUUGAAUUCCCCAGAAAGAGCAUCUGGCCUCCGCAGUGUUUUGUCUCAAGUGCCUGCUGACACGCUCAUUGGACCUCUUGUGCCGUAAGACUGUUGUCUUGUGAACUGCUGAUACUAACAGGUCUGCUGUAAACUUGUGCUUCCGUUCAUGACUGUUCCUAAGAUGACAAAAUCCAAAGUGUUUUUUCCUUCUUUGUAUUUUUUUAUUAUUAUAUUUGUGGGUGAUGGGUUCUAAUUUAUAAAGAAAAACGUCAUUAUGUAUAAAGUGCACCUGUUCGAAAAAAGACCCUUGUAUAUCACUUGAAAUAAAACUUGUUUUCAUUAUUA
Molecule: messenger RNA, 3674 nt
Organism: Rana temporaria (common frog)
Lineage: Eukaryota; Metazoa; Chordata; Amphibia; Anura; Ranidae
Gene: PLEKHA1
Product: pleckstrin homology domain containing A1
Exons: 12
Coding region: 174-1358 (394 amino acids)
Cellular component (GO): membrane; cytoplasm
Molecular function (GO): PDZ domain binding
Source: RefSeq, a predicted model, not a curated record